AUGCAAUCUGUUUCUACAAACAUUUGUGAAAGACUGUGCAAUAAGUCCAUCCGUGAAAUUUCCUUGGUACUAAAUAUUCCACAGUCAUUUGUUAGUGGUAUUAUAACAAAGUGGAAGCAACUGGGAACAACAGCAAUUCAGCCACAUGGUAGGCCACGUAAAAUAACAGAGCGGGGUCAGCGCAUGCUGAAGCGCACAGUGCGCAGAAGAGGUCGCCAUCUGUCUGCAGUCAGUAGCUAAAGACCUCCAAACUUCAUGUGGCCUUCAGAUUAGCACAUCAACAGUGCUUAGAGAGCUUCAUAGAAUGGGUUUCCAUUGCCAAGCAGCUGCAUCCAAGCCUUACAUCACCAAGUGCAAUGCAAAGCAUCCGAUGCAGUAGUGUAAAGCAUGCCGCCACUGGACUCUA
Messenger RNA from Staurois parvus, 406 nucleotides. The record is from the annotation of a GenBank genome assembly. NCBI's taxonomy places the organism in Eukaryota, Metazoa, Chordata, Amphibia, Anura, Ranidae.